Messenger RNA from Gastrolobium bilobum, 1685 nucleotides. RefSeq names its product peptide chain release factor PrfB1, chloroplastic. The transcript has 7 exons. Gene Ontology annotation, cellular component: cytoplasm. Gene Ontology annotation, molecular function: translation release factor activity, codon specific. The record is from RefSeq and is a predicted model, not a curated record. NCBI's taxonomy places the organism in Eukaryota, Viridiplantae, Streptophyta, Magnoliopsida, Fabales, Fabaceae. The coding region runs from base 87 to 1475 and encodes 462 amino acids. Gene Ontology annotation, biological process: translational termination.
GUCAUUCACACUCCCUUAUCUGCUUCUACCUUCGUUCAGCAGAGCUCAAAAAUUAGAUAGCGCGAAAAAACCCUAACUCGAAAUCCAUGGAGGUUGUUUUGCAGCCUCUGUGCACCAUUAUAACCGCCAAAACCUUGAGGUGUAAAUGUAAACAACCACUUCUCAUUCCACAAAUGCCUAAUCCUUCUUCUUCAAAACAUUUUCCGUUAUUUUCUUUCCGCACCACUCUCUCUUCUCCUUCUCGUUUUCCUCCACCACCUGUUUUGUCUGCGACGCCGGAGAAUCAAUUGAGCAGCGUUGGGGAAGGGGAGGACGCCGAUACAAGAGAAUUGCAAUUACAAGAUUUUUAUUCCCUGAGGAAAGAUGUUGAAAUUACAUCACAGCGUGUUGAAGAGAUUAGAGAAUCUUCUGGUCUACAGCUGUUGGAGCAAGAAAUUUCCAAUUUAGAGGAGAAAGCAGCUGCUAGUUCCUUUUGGGACAAUCGAGCCAAAGCUCAAGAGACUCUUUCGACCUUGGCUGAUGUCAAAGAUAAGAUAAAAUUGCUCACUGAGUUCAAAACCCAGGUCGAGGAUGCAGAAACAAUAGUUAAGCUGACUGAGGAAAUGGAAUCCAUUGAUAGAGGGCUUUUUGAGGAGGCUGCUAGUCUUAUUAAAGAACUGAAUAAAUCACUAGAUCGAUUUGAGCUGACUCAACUUCUUUCUGGUCCUUACGAUAAAGAAGGUGCUGUUAUCUCUAUUACAGCGGGUGCUGGAGGUACUGAUGCACAGGAUUGGGCGGACAUGCUUCUUAGGAUGUACGUGAGAUGGGGUGAGAAACAGAGAUACAAGACCCGAGUGGUUGAGAAAUCCCCUGGAGAAGAAGCUGGAAUUAAAUCUGCCACCAUCGAAAUUGAAGGUCGUUAUGCUUAUGGGUAUUUGUCUGGGGAGAAAGGAACACAUCGCAUUGUUCGGCAAUCUCCUUUUAAUGCCAAAGGUCUCCGUCAGACAAGCUUUUCUGGUGUUGAAGUCAUGCCUCUUCUUCCAGAAGAAUCUAUGAAUGUUGAAAUUCCUGAGGAGGAUCUGGAAAUUAGUUUUUCAAGAGCAGGUGGAAAAGGAGGUCAGAAUGUGAACAAGGUUGAAACUGCAGUUCGGAUGACACACAUCCCAACUGGUGUCACUGUUCGCUGCACAGAGGAGAGAUCCCAACUAGCAAAUAAGAUAAAGGCCUUAAGCCGUUUGAAAGCCAAGCUGUUGGUGAUAGCUGUAGAGCAACGUGCAUCUGAAAUUAAGCAGAUUCGGGGAGAAGCAGUCAAAGCUGAAUGGGGACAACAAAUAAGGAACUAUGUAUUCCAUCCGUACAAACUAGUAAAAGAUGUAAGAACGGGGUAUGACACGCCAGAUAUCACCUCUGUUAUGGAUGGCGAGUUAGACCCUUUCAUCAAAUCUUACCUCAGACACAAGUACAGUAUGACACUGUCUGCAAGUGGGGUCAACUAAUAUCUUCUAUUUUAGUCACGGGUCCUUGCUCCCCCGAAGUGAGGUAUAGUUAGGUUGUUGUAUUAGUGGACCUAUGUAUCGCAUUACAAUGUGAAAUUAAGGAGACAAUUUAAGUUGUUGCCACUGGUUCCUAUUAGUUAUCCAUUUAUAAUUUUAAUCGCUGAUUUUUACUAAAUCAACUGUUGAUGUCACCUUGAAACUGGGUGGCUU